Messenger RNA from Colletotrichum karsti, 1155 nucleotides. Its product is annotated as phosphoric diester hydrolase-like protein. Lineage: Eukaryota; Fungi; Ascomycota; Sordariomycetes; Glomerellales; Glomerellaceae. Gene Ontology annotation, molecular function: phosphoric diester hydrolase activity. The record is from RefSeq and is a predicted model, not a curated record. Gene Ontology annotation, biological process: lipid metabolic process. Bases 1 to 1155 code for a protein of 384 amino acids. The transcript has a single exon.
AUGGUCUCACUCCGCAACGCCUUCGCGGCCCUGCUCGCGACGACUGCCGCCGUACACGCUCUCCCCUCAGACACCUCAUCAACAGUUUCCGACGCCGUAAACACAACCUCCAACGCCGCCGAGUCCUCAUCCAACUCAACAACAGCUUGCAACAACUCUCCAGAGCUCUGCAGUCGCAAGUACAACAACAUCACCCACAUGGGCGCUCACGACAGCGCUUUCCUUCGCGACGCAAGCACCUCGAACUCCAUCGCCGGAAACCAGUACUACAACGCUACCGUUGCCCUCAACUCCGGCCUCCGUCUCCUCCAGGCCCAGGUCCACACCGUCAACAGCACGUCCGGCGGCACCACCCUCCAGCUCUGCCAUACCACCUGUUCCCUCCUCGAUGCCGGCACUCUUGAGAACUGGCUCUCCUCCAUCAAGGCCUGGAUGGAUGUUCACACCAACGAUGUCGUCACCAUCCUCCUGGUUAACUCGGACAACCAGGCCGCCUCCGUCUUCGGCAAGGUCUUCGAGUCGUCCGGCAUCUCAAAGUACGGCUACAAGCCCUCGACCGCAUCCGCGACCUCGAACUGGCCUACUCUCCAGAGCAUGAUUUCGGCCGACACUCGCCUGGUCACUUUCGUCGCCUCCAUCACCGCCGACUCGACCUACCCCUACCUCCUCCCCGAGUUCUCCUACGUCUUCGAGACGCACUAUGAGGUCACUUCCGCCUCGGGCUUCAACUGCACCAUCGACCGCCCCUCCAACUACGCCUCCGCCUCCGCGGCCGUCUCUGCCAACAUGCUUCCCCUCAUGAACCACUUCCAGUACCAGACUCUCGCCGCCGACAUCCUCAUCCCGGACGUCAGCGACAUCGAAACCACCAACUCUGCCAGCACCUCCACCGCCGGCAACCUUGGUCUGCACGCCCAGACGUGUACAACACAGUGGGGCAAGAAGCCUACCUUCGUCCUCGUCGACUUCUUCGACAAGGGCCCGGCCAUCGAUGCCGCCGACAACCUCAACGGCCUGUCGUCCUCCGAGAUCACUGGGCGCAGCAGCAGCAACAGCGCCACGGCGAGCAGCAGCGCCAACCUCGGCGGUCGGGCGCCCGGUAUGGAGACCGGCGCGCUUGUCGCGUUCCUCGCCGCUGCCGUCUUCCUGUUCUAA